Messenger RNA from Linderina pennispora, 2280 nucleotides. RefSeq lists its product as uncharacterized. Gene Ontology annotation, molecular function: structural constituent of ribosome; glycosyltransferase activity. The transcript has 4 exons. Gene Ontology annotation, cellular component: ribosome; 90S preribosome; cytosolic small ribosomal subunit. Gene Ontology annotation, biological process: cytoplasmic translation; ribosomal small subunit assembly. Bases 34 to 2280 code for a protein of 748 amino acids. The record is from RefSeq and is a predicted model, not a curated record. Lineage: Eukaryota; Fungi; Kickxellomycota; Kickxellomycetes; Kickxellales; Kickxellaceae.
CUUUGCUACCUUGUUAGCUAUCCGGCUUAGACAAUGGCUUCAGUCAGAAACUACCACCCAAGGACCGGGCUCCUGGCUUCCUCUUUCGGCAGUGGCGCGGGUGGCGAGGCACCACUAGCACGCGGCAGCGCGGACGAGCCGAUAUUUGGAGACUUGGCAAACAACCUCGCGUGCGUUGUGCUGGUAUUGGCUGGGUUCCUGUGGGCCCUCAAGGUGUUAUCGCACUGCGUGGUGCAGCGGCGAUACGUCAAGCGGCGGGCAUUCGUGAACCGCUCGGCAGACGAGUAUCCGGGUGUCACUGUCAUCCGGCCGAUGAAGGGAAUUGACCUGGACAUGUGCCGCACGCUCGAGUCAAGCUUCCGUCAAGAGUACCCAGGCAAGAUGGAGCUGCUGUUUGCAGUCGAGGACGCGCAGGACCCGGCCGUGGCUGUGGCCGAGGAGCUGAUCAGCAAGUACCCGAAGGUGCAGGCGCGGGUUCUGGUGGGCCGUGACAACGUCGGGAUCAACCCCAAGAUCAACAACAUGCUGAAGGCAUACAAGGCCGCCAGCUACGACCUGCUGUGGAUAUGCGACUCGAACGUGUGGACAGACCCGGGCACGCUGCGGCGGUCGGUUGAUCUGAUGCUGGACGACAAGCGCGUCGGUGUCAUCCAUCACGUGGUGUUUAGCGAGAAUGCGACAUCGUUUGGCGCCAUGCUCGACCGUGCGUUCCUGACCACCAACCACUGCCGCAUGUAUCUGGCCAUCAAUGCGGUUGGGAUCGCCAGCUGUCUGAUGGGCAAGUCGAACCUCUAUUACAAGAGCGCCCUCGACCACGCUGGCGGCCUGGCUGCGUUUGGCCACUACCUGGCUGAGGACAACAUGAUCGGCCAGGCGCUGUGGCAUGCCGGGUGGAAGCACACCAUGACCGGCGACCUGGCGCGCCAGCCUGCCGACAUCCGCUCGUUCUCCGAGUACUGCAGCCGACGGGUGCGGUGGGUGCGCACACGCAAGUACAAUGUCACAUUUGCGACCUUCUACGAGCCGCUUACAGAGUCCCUGCUGCUUGGCUCGCUGGCUGCGUGGGCGAUGCACCGGGUGUUUGCAUUCGACGUGGCUGCGGUUCUGAGCACAUUCCUGCUGUGCUGGUUCGCCUCCGACAUGGUGUUCUUCUACCGCAUCAACCACGGCCCGCCGCCGAGCUGGCCGUGGUUCGUGUUCAGCUGGGUGUGCCGCGAGGUGCUGGCGCUGCCGCUGUGGCUGUAUGCGAUCGUCCGGCGACACCGUGGUCUGGCGCGGCCAAAGGGGGCGGAAUCGCGCGGCGGCAGCGGGGGAGACAAUGGCGUGGCUGGACGCAUGGCGCGAAAUGGCACUCCAGCGCCGCCGCCGCCACCACCGGCGACAACAACAGCACCAAAGACAUUUGUGGGAUUAAAUAUGUCGCACGUUCCCGCUUGCCUCAACGCCACCGAGGAGGAUAUUCAGCUCCUGCUGAGCGCCAAGGCCCACCUUGGUUCGCAGAACGUUGACUCGCACAUGCUGCCGUACGUCUACAAGCGCCGCGCUGAUGGUGUGCACCUGAUCAACGCCGGUAAGACCUGGGAGAAGCUUGUUAUGGCUGCUCGCAUCAUCGCCGCCGUCGAGAACCCCAAGGACGUGUGCGUGAUCUCGGCCCGUCCGUUCGGCCAGCGCGCUGUCCUGAAGUUCGGUACCCACACCGGUGCCCAGGCCAUCGCCGGUCGCUUCACCCCCGGUAACUUCACCAACUACAUCACCCGCCAGUUCAAGGAGCCGCGUCUGAUCGUUGUUGCUGACCCCCGCGCCGACCACCAGGCCAUCCGUGAGGCUUCGUACGUGAACAUCCCGGUCAUCGCGUUCACCAACACCGACUCGCCCCUGGACCACGUUGAUGUCGCUAUUCCCAUCAACAACGCCGGUAAGCACGCCAUCGGUCUUGGCUUCUGGCUCCUGGCCCGUGAGGUCCUCCGCCUGCGCGGUACCCUCCCCCGCGACCAGCCUUGGGAUGUCAUGACCGACAUGUUCUUCUACCGCGACCCGGAGGAGGUCGAGAAGGACCUGGAGGCUGCCGCCGAGAAGACUGAGGAGGCCGGUAACUGGGAUGCCUCCGCCGACGCCAACGCCGAGUGGAGCGCCACCGGUGCCGCCGGUAACGACGUCGCUGCCCUGGCCAACUCGGGCAACUGGGACGCCGCUGCUGAGGGCGACUGGGCUGCCGAUGGUGCCGCCCCCGCUGCCGACUGGGCUGCUGAGGGUGCCGCCAACUCUGGCUGGAGCGCUUAA